Oncorhynchus nerka (sockeye salmon) is the source of this 3932-nucleotide messenger RNA. It is a transcript of the gene pamr1a, whose product is annotated as peptidase domain containing associated with muscle regeneration 1a. The coding region runs from base 20 to 2587 and encodes 855 amino acids. Gene Ontology annotation, molecular function: serine-type endopeptidase activity. The transcript is spliced from 11 exons. Gene Ontology annotation, biological process: proteolysis. Lineage: Eukaryota; Metazoa; Chordata; Actinopteri; Salmoniformes; Salmonidae. The record is from RefSeq and is a predicted model, not a curated record.
CGAGAGGAUAGUGGGAUUGAUGUGGAGUGUUCUGAACAGGAACACUUUAGAUUCCAGACUCCUGUCACUCCUCAGUGACAUCAUGUGUGUUCUGGUUCCUAGUUCUAUGGUCCUUGUGUGCCAGAGGGUGCAGCCCACUGGGAGGACGACAAUGCCCCCUCAUCUGCAACCCAGACACCUCCUGCCUCUUCUUCUCCAUGUCAUUCUACUCUGCCUUCAUGCAACUGCCUGGCCCCACGAUUCCAGAGGUGUGGUGGAUGACAAGUGUCCCAGCUCAGAGUGGAACCACAUGUGUAGGGACUGUUGUGAGUACCAGCUGAUCCAGUGUAGAUGUCCUUCCCAGGGGGCACGGGUGGGCUACUCCGUCCCCUGCUGCCGCAACCAACUGGACCAGUGUGACCCCUGCAUCAUCCACCCUGGCUGCAGUCUGUUUGAGAACUGUAAAACCUGUCACAAUGGGACGUGGGAGGCCAAGGAUGAUUUCUUCAUCCGAGGGAGAUUCUGUACGGACUGUCGUCAGGGCUGGGCAGGUGGAGACUGCAAGACAUGUGGAGGAGUGAUUCGUAGAGCCCAGGGCCACAUCAUGCUGGAGAGUUACCCCAUCAAUGCGCACUGUGAGUGGAGGGUGCAGGUAGAGAAAGGGGAGAACGUGGAGCUCAGGUUCUCCAUGCUUAGUCUAGAGCCUGACCACAACUGUCACUAUGACUACGUGGAGCUGCGAGAUGGUGACAGCCUGAGCUCCCCCGUCAUUGGCCGGUUUUGUGGGAAUGAGCUGCCUCCACCAAUCAGAACCUCUGGAAGCAGGCUGCACGUCCUGUUUGUCUCAGAUGGCUACAACAACUUUGAUGGCUUCUUUGCCGCUUUUCAGCAGAUCUCAGUUGCUAGGAGUCAGGUGUGUGUGUUGCCAGCGAGGCCCGUGAACGGGGAGCUCCUCUCUGUGUACGGCCUGGAGGAUGAGCUCCUGGCUGUUCAGUACCUGUGCCACCCACCCUACACACUGACUGGCAGCCCCCAGAGGACCUGCCUGCCCAACGCCACCUGGAGUGGCACGGUGCCCAUCUGUGGGAAGGUAGAUAAAGAGCCCAUUCGACCCAGUCAGAGCCCGUUCGACCCAGUUAGAGGGGUGCAGACCCAGUCAGAGCCCAUUCGACCCAGUCAGAGGGGUGCAGACCCAGUCAGAGGGCUCGGGGUGUGUCCUCCUCCAGCCAGGCUGCACCAUGGCUACCUCCAGCUGGUCCGGGGCUCUGGAGGAGGUCCUGACACAGUGGACUACUUCUGUAACCCCUCCUACAUCCUGAGUGGCGGCUCCCGGAGCACCUGUCUCCCAGAUGGCUCGUGGAGUGGCCGGCAACCACUGUGUGUGAGAGCCUGUCGAGAGCCUAAGGUAUCUGAGCUGGUGAGACACAAAGUUGUGAAGCCAAAGGCCCCAUCCAGGAAUAGUCCAGUCCACAGGCUUCACACCUCAUCCAGUCAUAAGGUCUAUGACAGUCACCCCCCUGGCAUGGACCCACCCUCCUCAGGGAACCUCCCCAGCACCCAAGACCCUGUCCUGAGGGAAUUACCCCGUGGUUUCCACCAGCUGUCCACUAGCAUAGAGUAUGAGUGUGCCUCCUCUCUCUACCAACACUACGGUAGCCCCCAGCGCACCUGUCUGAAGACUGGCAGGUGGAGCGGGCAUCAUGUCUCCUGCUCGCCAGUGUGUGGUCAACUCCCAGCAGGCUUCAGCCAUCAGAACCUCACUGAGAUUGGAUGGCCCUGGCAUGCAGCCAUCUACCUCCGCUCCCACAUCAUCCACAGAGCUGGCUCUGGCCUACAGACGGCACCAGAGGAGGCCUCCUCUCCCUGGCAACUGGCGUGCAGUGGAGCACUAGUCACCCAGCUCAGUGUGCUGGUGGCAGCUCACUGCCUGGUGGUGGCAGGAGUGGGCAAGCCGCAGUGGGUAGAUCCAGCCAACAUUAAAGUGGUGAUGGGAAUGCACAGCCCGGGCCAGAUGAGGACACUGAAACAACUGCAGGUUUCCUCUGUCCUGGUCCAUCCCAGCUUUGAUCCUGUGACACUGGACUCGGACCUGGCCGUUCUGAAGCUACGGGACAAGGCCAAGAUCAGUGAGCGUGUGCUGCCCGUGUGUCUCCCCAAAAUGCAAGGUGGGGAGGUGACCGCCACACAGGGCUAUGCCACAGGCUGGCUCCUUACAUCUGACUCAAGGUCCAGUUCCAAACCCAGCCUAGACGCCGAGACAGCCCAGACUGGAGUAGUCGAGCUGGGGGAUGUCGUUCAGUGCGAGAGGCAGUUUGCUCAGAGCGGGGCCCCUGUCACCAUCACUGACAAUAUGCUGUGUGCAAUGCGCCACCCUCUCAAUCCCACCAAGCCUUGUCCCACUGUCAGUGCAGGCAUUACAAUCAUACCAUCUCCUGCCACUAAGCCAUCAUCGGGUCCUUCGGGGGGACAGGGGGAUGAUAGUGUUGUCUGGGAGCUUCUGGCAUUAGAAAGUUUUGGUUAUGAGAAAUGGAACUGUGGCCCAGGGCUUUACACAGUCCAUACCCGGAUAAACAACUUCAAAGACUGGAUACAGAAAAACAUGAAGUAGAUCUCUGAUUUGACUCCAGUCUCAGCCACUCUGUCACCAUCAUUGACAGCCUGUGUUAUUUUUCUAACAACUCACUUACUCAGUGUUGCCAGUUCCCUGAAACAGAUAACAGGGCUAAGCGCUUGACAGUGCAUUCGGCUGAGCCAAUUGGAAACUUCCUAAGACGAGAUGUGGGGAGGACAGUCAUCCCUGGCACUAUUUACUAUGAUGUAUAUUUACCACUAAUUACUAUUAUGUACACUGAACAAAAAUAUAAACGCAACAUGUAAAGUGUUGGUUCCAUGUUUCAUGAGGUGAAAUAAAAGAUCCCAGAAAAUGCUCCAUACACACAAAAAGCUUAUUUCUCUCAAAUGUUGUCCACAAAUGUGUUUACAUCUCUGUUAGUGAGCAUUUCUCCUUUGCCAAGAUAAUCCAUCCACCUGACAGGUGUGGCAUAUCAGCAAGCUGAUUAAACAGCAUGAUCAUUACACAGGUGCACCUUGUGUUGGGGACAAUAAAAGGACACUUUAAAAUGUGCCGUUUGGUUACAGUGCCACAAAUGUCUCAAGUUUUGAGGGAGAGUGCAAUUGGUAUGCUGACUGCAGGAAUGUCCACAAUAGCUGUUGCCGGAUAAUUUAAUGUUAAUUUCUCUACCAUAAACUGCCUAGGACGUUGUUUUAGAGAAUUUGGUUGUACAUCCAAACGGCCUCCCAACCGCAGACCACAGACCUGAUGUCAACAUUGUGAACAAAGUGCCCCAUGGUGGCAGUGGGGUUACGGUAUGGUCAGGCAUAAACUACAGACAAUGAAAACAAUUGCAUUGUAUCGAUGGCAAUUUGAGUACACAGAGAUAUCGUAUUUGAAUGUAUUAUGGCUCCCCAAUAGAUGCUAACAAGACAGCAGCUACUCUUCCUGGGGUCCAGCAAAAUAAAGGCAGUUAAACAUUUUUUUUGAACAUUAUAAUACAUUCACAACAUAUUAACAAAAUAUACCAUGACGAGAUCCUGAGGCCCAUCGUCGUGCCAUUCAUCCGCCUCCAUCACCUCAUGUUUCAGCAUGAUAAAGCAAAGCCCCAUGUCGCAAGGAUAUGUACACAAUUUCUGCAAUCUGAAAAUGUCCCAGUUCUUCCAUAAAAUCACCAUAUAAUAACAAUAACAUAAGCAUAUCGUAACCAUAUCAUAACCAUAAAAUCACCAUAUCUUAACCAUAUCAUAACCAGAAAAUCACCAUAAAAUAAUAUCAUAACCAUAAAAUAACCAUAUAAUAACCAUAAAAUAAUAUCAUAACCAUAAAAUAACCAUAUAAUAACCAUAAAAUAAUAUCAUAACCAUAAAAUAACCAUAAAAUAACCAUAAAAUAACCAUAA